AUGCCGUUUCCGCCAGAUGAAGAGAGUGGGUUGGAGAAGAUUUUCCUCCACAGGUACCGUUUCCGCCAGAUAUGCAGUGCAGAUGAGCCUCUGAGUGCUCGCUCCUGUCAGGAAGAGAGUAUGGGAACCGGUGCAUCCAAGAACCCCGACAGCAGCUCCCAUGGCAGCGAUGAGAGAGAGGACCAAGCCGGCGGUCAGCUCUACGUGUCUCUCAAGAUGGAGAACUAUAGGCUCAAAGGGGAGCUCAUUCCUCACGUUUAUGGCUCCGCGCCCCUCGUCGGCUCCUGGGACCCCUCCAAAGCCCUGUCGAUGGAACGAGAAUCCACGUCUAUUUGGGAAUUGAGUUUUGUUGUUCCACCGAACCACGAGACCUUGGAUUUCAAGUUUUUGUUAAAACCCAAGUAUAGUAACAUCCCAUGUGUGGUGGAGGAGGGUCCAAACAGGCAAUUGUCUCGGGGUACGUUGCGCGGGGAUAGAAGCUGUUCGCUGUUUAAGUUGAAUGAGGAUGUUCUUGAGUAUGGAGUACUGAUUAAAGCUGACAGGGUCUCACCAUUUGAUCUUGCUGCUAGUUGGAGAGCAUAUCAGGAGAAUUUUCAGCCUUCCACUGUUCGUGGGAUACCGGAUGUCAGUAUUAACUCAGCUGCUGAAGCCCGUAAUGAGAAUGAAUCUUCGGCUAGUUUGGAGCUUGAUCUUGAGCACUAUGUGGUCCCGGCUCCAGCAACCUCUGCAAAUUCAGGUCUCGUUUAUGCAGCUAACAUGACCGAAACUCCUAGGUCACUGAGUCGUGUUGGGGUAUUUUCAAGGACUGAUGGCUCUAGUGGCACAUUACAUUUACAGAGAGAUACUGGUGCCGCUGUUGACAGACCCGAGGGGAUGGAAGUCAUUGUAUUAGAUGCAACAAAGCUGUCUUUAGGAUCUGGCUUGGCUGAGUCAAAGUCGGUUGGAACCAUUUCAUCUAUGCAGAAACAAGAAGGUCAUAGAGGACUCUUCGUGGAUCGGGGGGUUGGAUCUCCCAGACUUGUGAAAUCGGCAAGUGCAUCAAUGUUCAUUGUUGAUCCCAAACUUAAUUCGGAGUCAAAGAACUCUAUGCCAGCAGCUGCAGGGGCUGUUGCAGCUGCUGCGGUAGCUGAUCAGAUGCUCGGACCAAAAGAGGAUAGACAUCUAGCAAUUGUCUUGGUUGGAUUGCCUGCACGAGGAAAAACCUUCACUGCAGCUAAACUUACUAGGUAUCUUCGUUGGUUAGGUCAUGACACCAAACACUUCAAUGUUGGAAAGUAUCGGAGACUAAAGCAUGGAGUUAAUCAGUCAGCUGAUUUCUUCCGAGGUGACAACCCUGAAGGCAUAGAAGCACGAAAUGAGGUAGCAGCGCUUGCAAUGGAGGAUAUGAUAUCUUGGAUGCACGAGGGUGGCCAGGUUGGAAUAUUUGAUGCUACAAACAGUACCAGAAGUAGGAGGAAUAUGCUUAUGAGAAUGGCUGAAGGCAAAUGCAAGAUCAUCUUCUUAGAGACAAUAUGCAAUGAUCGGAAAAUAAUUGAAAGAAAUAUACGUCUGAAGGUUCAACAAAGUCCGGACUACGCUGAAGAGCCAGAUUUUGAGGCAGGUUAUCAUGACUUUAAAGUCAGACUGGAUAAUUAUGAAAAGGUUUAUGAACCUGUGGAAGAAGGCUCUUAUAUCAAAAUGAUUGAUAUGGUCAGUGGCCAUGGUGGACAGAUACAAGUGAACAACAUUAGUGGGUACCUUCCUGGACGGAUUGUGUUCUUCCUGGUAAAUACACAUCUGACUCCUCGCCCAAUUUUGCUAACCAGGCACGGAGAGAGCCGAGCCAAUGUCAGAGGUCGAAUUGGUGGUGACAGUGUGAUAAGUGAUUCUGGUGAGCUUUAUGCGAAGAAACUUGCAAACUUUGUUGAAAAGCGUCUGAAGAACGAAAAAGCUGCUUCUAUAUGGACUAGCACAUUGCAGAGAACAAUUUUGACAGCAAGUCCGAUAGUUGGAUUUCCAAAGAUACAAUGGCGGGCACUGGAUGAAAUUAAUGCCGGUGUAUGUGAUGGGAUGACGUAUGAAGAAAUAAAGAAAAAUAUGCCAGAGGAAUAUGAAUCUCGUAAAAAGGACAAAUUAAGAUAUAGAUACCCUCGUGGUGAAUCAUACCUUGAUGUUAUACAAAGGUUAGAGCCUGUGAUUAUUGAGCUUGAACGACAAAGAGCUCCUGUUGUUGUGAUAUCUCAUCAGGCCGUUUUGAGGGCUUUGUAUGCUUAUUUUGCGGAUAGGCCAUUGAAAGAGGUUCCUCACAUAGAGAUGCCACUUCAUACAAUUAUAGAGAUUCAAAUGGGAGUUACAGGAGUCCAGGAGAAAAGAUACAAGCUUAUGUGA
Striga hermonthica is the source of this 2367-nucleotide messenger RNA. NCBI's taxonomy places the organism in Eukaryota, Viridiplantae, Streptophyta, Magnoliopsida, Lamiales, Orobanchaceae. The record is from the annotation of a GenBank genome assembly.